AUGGCCGCGCCCCCACAGACCCACGCAGCCCAAAGCAGCGGCGGCGGCGAUGGCAAGGCGCACGUGCUUGUCGUGCCGUACCCGGCGCAGGGCCACAUGCUCCCACUCCUCGACCUCGCGGCGCUGCUCGCCACGCGGGGGGUCGCGGUCACUGUCACCGUCACAGCGGGCAACGCCCCGCACUUGGUGCCCCUGCUCGCGGCGUGCCUGUCCGUGGGCGCCGUCUCGCUGCCUUCCCCCUCCUCACCCCUCCUCCCGCCCGGGUGCGGCGGCGCCGAGAACACCAGGGACCUCCCGGUCCAUCUCUUUCGGCCGUUCAUGGUCUCUCUCGCUGCCCUCCGCGCGCCGCUCCUUGCAUGGUGUACGCGUGCCCAGAGGCGUGCUUGCCGCCGUGUCACGGCCAUCGUCUCCGGAUUGUUCACGGGGUGGACGCGGCCGCUCGCGGCGGAGCUCGGCAUGCCGCACGUCACGUUCUCGAUUUCCAACGCGCUCUACCUCGCCGUGGCGCACUCCCUCUGGCGCCGCUUGCCGAGCAGGCGCCGCCCGGAGGACACGGACGACGAGCCGGUCGCCUUCCCGGACAUCCCGGGCGCGCCUAGCUUCCCGUGGCGGCAGCUGUCGUGGCUGUUCACGCAGCACGUGCCCGGCGACGAGGUCUCCGAGGUGAUCCGCCAGUUCUUUCUGUGGAACCUGGGCAGCGACUGCUUCGUCGUCAACUCCUUCGCGGCGCUCGACGGCGCCUACAUUGAGCGCGCACUCCCGGACCUGAUGGCGAAGCCGGUCUUCGCAGUGGGCCCGCUUUCCGACGCCGUGAGCAUCUCCCGCGACCGGCGUGGAGGGAAACCCGCGGUGCCGGCGGCGAGCGUGGCCGCGUGGCUGGAAGCGUUCCCCGACGGCUCCGCCGUGUACGUCAGCUUCGGGACGCAGCACGCUCUGUCGCCUCCGCAGGCUGCCUGCGUCGCCGACGCGCUGGCGCGGAGCUCGGCCGCGUUCGUGUGGGCGGUGAGGAGCGGCACCGCCGUGCCGGAGGGGUUCGAGGAGGCGACGGCCUCGCGGGGCAUGGUGAUCCGCGGGUGGGCGCCGCAGGUGGAGAUCCUACGCCACCGCGCCGUGGGGUGGUUCCUGACGCACUGCGGCUGGAACUCGGUGCUCGAGGCGACGGCCGCCGGCGUGGCACUGCUGAUGACAUGGCCGAUGGGCGCGGAGCAGUUCACGAACGCGUUGCUGGUCGCGGAGGCCGGCGUAGCCGUGCCCGUGGCGGAGGGCGACGAGACCGUACCAGACGCUGGACAGAUGGCGCUCGCGAUCGCCGCCGCGAUCGGGGAGGAGGGGAAGCCCGUGAGGGAGCGCGCGGCGGAGCUUAGCAAGAAUGCGGCGGCGGCACUAGCGGAGGGCGGGAGCUCGCACGGGGACCUGGAAGACGUGGUACGCAUGCUGAAUAAGGUCGAGUAG
Messenger RNA from Panicum virgatum (switchgrass), 1452 nucleotides. RefSeq names its product UDP-glycosyltransferase 89B2-like. Gene Ontology annotation, molecular function: UDP-glycosyltransferase activity. Bases 1 to 1452 code for a protein of 483 amino acids. The transcript has 3 exons. NCBI's taxonomy places the organism in Eukaryota, Viridiplantae, Streptophyta, Magnoliopsida, Poales, Poaceae. The record is from RefSeq and is a predicted model, not a curated record.